AGGCAACACCCAGCACAGAAAGGCUUCGUAAACACCAUUCAAUUCGAUACUGCUAUGGCGCCGGAGCUGAUGAGUCGAGACUUGUUUCUCUUUCAUGACCGGCAAUAAUGUCGCCGACGAGCCAUUGGCGUUAUAUCGCCGCCGGUUGCCUGGUUCUUGACAAGACCGACUCGCUCCUUCCCGAAGGAUUGUGGUCGCUCUUGGAACCAGGAGAAUGGCGUCAUUUCCGCCCACAGGGGCACUCGGCCACAGAGUAUGCGGAUGAGGCUCAGGUCGAGAAUGGCGACUGUUCUCCAACCCGGAAAGGCUCAUCCCACUGCCAGUGUCUGGACCAAAAUAUCCAGGAACAUCUCGUGUCCUCCUCUGGUUGCCUCGCAGCCUACUCUUCGCUGUUGCGGCAUGGCUGGAUUCACAUCAGUCUCAGCAAGGAUGUUGACCGAGCUGAGAAACUUAUCGUGCGGGUCUAUCUUCUCCCAGACGAUGUUGAGAACCGCACCGUACCCCGCCAGGAUCCGUCAUUGCGAAAGGCGAGGCUAAACCUCCUGACACGGCUGGAUUUUUCCAACAGCACCUGGCGAGGAUCGGCAGGCAGUGGUUUUCUUCCGAGUCCACCCCUUGUUGUCAAUUCAGAAACAGUGAGCAGCAUGCGAGACGGCCGGGGCGAGUCUCUAUUACACAUGUUCAACAGCAUACCGUCGCCGGAUCCGAAUCCCGACGACAUCCAUGACUACGAUGCCCGUAAGGCAGCUUACAGAUUGAUGAGCAGCGACGUGUUUGGUCUCUCCACCACGCUCUACAGUUAUCAGCGCCGGUCUGCAGCGCUCAUGCUCCAAAGAGAGUCGCAACCCCGGCAUUUGCUGGACCCACGUCUCAUGGAGGUCGCCGAUCAGUUGGGGAAGCCAUGGUAUUACGACCCAACUACCGGCACUGCUUUGAGGGAACCGAGACUCUACAAUGGGCCCUGUGGUGGCAUUCUCGCGGAAGAGAUGGGCGCCGGCAAGACUCUCAUCUGCCUAGCGCUCAUUCUAGCGACGCGGCAUAUGCCUUCCUCCACCCCCGACCUCUUUCGGGCGACCGAGCCUGUUGUCCGAAAGACUGUCGGUAGCCUUGCCGACAUGGCUGCAGCUUGCAUCACUCGCCACUCGGUGCCCUGGAAAACAGUGUUUGGUGCCCUCGAACCAGAUGGUUUAGAGUAUCCCAGCUGUGUUGACGCCAUCCAACAGAACCCCGAGGUAUAUUACAUCCCUCGCUCAAUCCCACAUCGCCAGAGCCGAAAGUCGUCUGCCUUGUCUCCUCCGAUCAAAGUGUAUCAGAGCCACUGCUCGCUUGUCAUUGUUCCACCAAACCUAGUGCAGCAGUGGAAGCAGGAGAUUGCGAAACACACUGUCGGCCUGCGGGUCUUGGUAGUCGACAAGAAUCUCGCACUUCCAACCGUCCAGGAGCUUCUCGAAUAUGAGAUAAUAUUGUUCUCGUCGACUCGAUUUGAGAAGCUGGCCGAAGACCUUGGAGCCGACGGAAAUGGUGCCCAGGUCCUCAGAAAUCCCCUCGCAGCCAUCCACUUCAAGCGCUGCAUCGUUGACGAAGGUCAUAAGCUUGGUAACUCCACGCUGGGUCGAAAGAGCAAUAUGCUCCUGAUUAUCGACCAGUUACAGGUUUCAGCAAAGUGGGUUGUCACUGGCACGCCGUCCAAGGGCCUCUUUGGAGUUGACGACUCGCCCAGCCCCGGCUCCGACGCCGGGCAACGCCACUUCACCAGACGACAGGCCGAAACAUCCCCGGAUCUGGAAAAGGAGGAUCUGAGACGCAUAGGGUCCAUUGCAACCCUUUAUUUACGCCUGCGCCCAUGGGCGAAUCAGUGGUUUGAGGCUGGAGAUUCUCCGGCGGACUGGGCCGUCCACGUCAUGCAACCGAGGCACUCGGCUCGGAGCAUCGGCCGUACUGACUGUCUCAGAGCGACUUUGCGGUCACUUAUUAUCCGGCAUCGGUUGUCCGAGGUUGGGGAGCUCCUGCCAUCGGUUAAUGAAAAGAUCGUCUAUCUCGACGGCUGCUAUCAAGAUCGGCUCGCUCUGAACCUGUUCUCCAUGAUGAUCAUCUUCAACGCCGUUCAGUCGCAACGAACGGACCAAGACUACUUCUUUCAUCCGCGGCAGAGGAAGGCACUGCUCGAGCUUGUACAUAAUCUGAGGCAGGCGAGCUUUUUUGGCGGCUCCUUCUUCUCGCCCGACCAGAUCCGGAAGGCUAUCGACACGGCCGAAGAGUUUCUGAGGGAGGGCAAAGUUCAGAUCAGCGCCGAGGACGAGGCUCUGCUACGCGACGCAAUUGCACUCGGCCGGGUAGCCGAGAGAAACAACAUCAAGCGAUGUGCUAAUCUGUUUCGCGAGAUCCCGCUCUACGUCCGAAACUUCCCCUGGAACGCAGGCCGAGAAUGGUCGCUCGACCUCAGAGACGGUGACCCUGUGUGUACGGACUCACGCAUGAUCUCUGCCCUACAGAGGUUUCUCUCUCCCUUGGUUGAUGCCCCAACAUCGUUACAGGUCAUAUUCGACACCGGCCGAUUUGCAGCGCAUGGCUGGGAAGAGCGAGCAAAGGGCAUUGAGGAGCAGGGCGGUCACGAACGCAAUGCUGAACGGAAAUCGCUCGCCGGAAAUACCCAGAUGGGUCAGGAUAGCAGCAGCCCGAGCAAACGGCGCUCGGCCAUCCUGACCAACGUGCUGCCCAAGGCUGAAGUCACGCCCGAACCUGCUGAGCCUCUUGGGUCCGGGAUUGCCGUGCCGCUUGCACAAACCCAACUCGUCUCGACGGCCUCGGCAAAGCUCUCGUACUUGAUUGACCAGAUCGUCAAAUACAAAGACUCGGAGCAGAUACUCGUCUUCUACGACAACGACAAUGUGGCAUACUAUCUUGCUGGCGUUCUAGACAUCGUGAGUGUUCCGUCCCGUUUCCACCUGGCCAUACUCACGCAGGAAAUGCAGCUUCAAAUCCACCACCUCAUCUACGCCAAGGGCUUGACCUCUGAGCGUAGGGCGCAAUAUGUGGCGACCUUCAAUCACAAUCCUAAAUUCCGCGUUCUGCUUAUGGACAUCAGCCAGGCCGCCUUCGGCCUGGACAUGCAGUCGGCGUCGCGCAUCUACUUCCUGGGGCCGGUGCUCAACCCGCAGGUCGAGGCGCAGGCGAUAGGGCGGGCCCGGCGCAUCAGCCAGCGCAAGCCCGUGUCGGUCGAGACGCUGGUGCUGCGGGGCAGCGUCGAGGAGGUGAUUGUACGCCGCCGAGGGGAGAUGACGCAGGCCGAGAUGUGGAAGUGCCGCUCGAUCCUGGACGACCGACCGAUCUACGACUGGAUCCUGAACGCGAAGAUCUUGCCCCUCUCUCCAGGCCGCGAGGGAGAGGGAGAAGGGGAGGGUGAAGAUGACGGCGGGGAGGAUCAGAUGGCCAGGCUAGAAGUGCCGCAGUACCUUUUUGGGAGGGGCUUUGGGAGGGAGCUGAGUCACCCGGAUCAAGAUCUGUUUACUGUGAACGGAUCGCCGCCGGGAGCAAAGAAGAACGGGGUUGUUGUCAUGCCCGAAAGGGGGUUGAAGAGGAGAUCUCCGGGCGGGAAUACGCCGCGAGUGGGGACUCCGACGCCGGAUGGUGGCGCCACGCCGAAGAAGGCCCGUGUGCGAUUUGCUGGCUCGGACGGUGAGGCUGGGUGAUGAUCAUGUUUCGUGCAGAACGAGACACCACAGAGAUGAAUCGCGAAUGAAGCGCUCCGGCCAUUCCACGUCAAUCGUGGUACA
Thermothelomyces thermophilus ATCC 42464 is the source of this 3773-nucleotide messenger RNA. RefSeq lists its product as uncharacterized. The record is from RefSeq and is a predicted model, not a curated record. Gene Ontology annotation, molecular function: ATP-dependent chromatin remodeler activity; ATP binding. Lineage: Eukaryota; Fungi; Ascomycota; Sordariomycetes; Sordariales; Chaetomiaceae. Bases 108 to 3689 code for a protein of 1193 amino acids. The transcript is spliced from 2 exons.